UUCACUACAGCCGUUGCCACGGACAACCGCUUCGUUGUCACCAUGCGUUGCACUCCUGAAAAUCACGUAGGUUGAACUUUUUAUGUCGUUUCGUUGUGUAAUUUAUAUAAACUGAGAUAUAAUGUAAACUCUUGUCAUGGUCACGGGUUUACAGUGAGUGACGCUGAAGUUAAUGGACUCUAAAGGCUGCAGGAAGCUGUAAGCUAACCUUCAUCUGAGACGAAAGAGACCGAGCGAAGGCGGGCUGUGAUAAUUCUGAAACCAACACCACAAACUGCAAGAAAAACAUCAGUUAUAUCAUCUCCCAAUUCCAGCUGCACAUACCACACUGAUAUCUGUGUCAGGGUGUACUGGUCAGUGUUUUCCAGGGAAACUAUUCCAGCAAAGUCUGACCCAAAAGGCAACAUGUCAGAGAAGAGUGUUUGUAACCCAACCUGUGAUGACGAAAACAUUUCAGAGAAAGAACAGAAAGAAGUCCUCGUCUUUGAGACUGAACUGUUGUCCAGCACCGAUUCAUAUGAGGAUAUUAAAGUGCAAACAGAUGACAGUGCCUACUACGUCACAUGGACAGUUUACAUAGCUCUAGCCGUUCCACAGGGGGAAGUCAGUGCUCCUGAAGAUUCUGAGAAAGCAAUGAAAACAAAGAAUGUGUCGGUCUACAAAGCUCAGAGCUGCUAUCAUAUUGAAUACAAAUUGUUGCCAGGUGAUACUGAGACGGUUAAAGUGGACAUACUAGUAUUUGGGCCGGCAGCAAAAAUAUACAGAGAAGACGAGUGCAAGAUUCUAAGAACGUGGCUUGAGGGAGAUCAGAUUUGGGUUGGCUGGGCCCAGAAGUUUAACAUCGGACUCAACAGGGAUGUGCUCAUCAGUCUUCUACCUCAUAAGAUCAGGCUUCAGAUUUGGAACACUAAGGAUAAACUGUGCAGCCAAGCCCGCUACGAAAGAGUCAGAGCCUUCAGACUGUCACAGGAGCUGUCUGAGGAUGAAACAGAGUGCGGUUGUAUUGAGACGAUGGUGAACAAGCUGAGGAGCCUGUGUGAAAAUACGACACACACAUCUAAAAGACAAAGAAGCAAUUUUUGUGUUGAUCUCAGUCCAGAUGUGGGACCAGAAACGGGUUUUGAAAAAACCACGAGUGAUUAUCAUGACCUCGAGGCCAUCAGAGAUAGUGGCACUGCAUCAUUUGAAAUCAGCCCUGUUUGUUUGUUGGCAGGUGAGAACUCACUGACUGAGAACAUCCCAGUCUGUUCUUCUGGGGUUUUUGAGAUCAUCUUCAACAUUUCUCUGGAUGAACCACUGAUGUCAGACCAACUGAAGGCUGAACUCAAUCCACUUGUUAUCACAAUUUUGUCAGCCACUUCACUGCCUUCAUCGUCAGUGCCUUUUCACAUCCUACAGGAGAAAUGUAUGCCCGUUUAUUGCCAGUAUAAGUUCCAUAAUUUAAAUGAACACAGGACAAACUAUCACAAGCAGGACACCAACAUCUACUUCAGAGAUGUGAAUGUAAUCUUGACUGGUUUGAUGAGUCGUAAAGAGCUAUACGAGUUCCUAUCCGGUCCACCUCUGGAGAUAGAGGUUCAUGAUCGUGACCAGAAAUCGGAAGCGCUGAAAACCCAGACACUUGGGACUGCAUCAGAGCAUGACAUCCAGUUCGGUGGAUCGGUAUUACAGCAGAAGUCUUCAGCCAUUAAUCCUCAUGGUAUUGCAAAACUAAACCUCUCUGAGCUACUGCUGGGGAAGAAAAGUCUAAAGGUGUGCUUGCCAGUUAAAUGCAGCCCUUUGCUACUGGACAGGGAGCGAAGCCCACACAAGAGGAAGAUGUCAGAGAAGCCAAUGCCACAAGGCCAUUAUUACGCUGCCAAUUCUCAACUCAAAGUCAAAGUCGAGAUAACUUGCCCAUUCAGUGUUCAGAAUGACAGCUGUGAUGAGGACUCCUGUAAGGGUCCGUUUGGCCGCAUUGUCUACCUCUUUGGAUACAGCAACUCCUCUGCGAUGACCAAGCUGAGGUCGGAGAUACUGCAAAUCAAUGCGGCAGCUUUCCAUCUGGGCUCACGCUCAGUGGAAAACAUAGAGACAGCCCUGUCAAAUUACCAAAUGAAUUUUGAGCACAGUGAGACCAAGGAUCUGGAUUUUGUUUCAGGGUUUCAUGUGAUAGAUAAGAAGACCCACAUCUUUGUCCUUGAAGGGCUCAAACAAAAAACAGUGAAGAGACUCUGGGAAGCCAUUCCUAUGAAGCUACGUGGGAGUGAGGAGGAGCAGGUGACAGUGCUAUAUAAUUCAAACCUGGUUUUCUUCAGACGCAUCUAUGACUCACUAGACAUGAGCCUGAGUCCUAUCCAUCUGAGUCAGUCACUAGAGACCAUCAUGAAAAAGUCUCAGAUCUACGUUAGAGGCACGAUCCCCCAACCCUGCUUUCAGGCUUUGUCAAGGUUAAGCCAGCUUUGUCAAGUGAAGCAGCUUAAAGAGGUGGUGGAGUACAACCUGUUCCCCUCAGCUGACAUGAUUCUCAGCUUGAGCAGUGUAUUUGGUUUAUAUGCUGAGAAGAGGGAGCAAAAGGUUCGGGCAAACACUGAAGGGAGCAUUCCCACUCUGCCUAUCAGGAUGAAAAGACAUGGGCCCAUCAGCACACAUAACACAGAGUACAUCACAUGGAAACAGAACAGGCCUCUCCAGCAGCUGAAAGACUUUGUUCAGGAAAAUAUUAAAAAGGUGCAAGAGCAGAGAGAGCAGUUGCAGAAGCCAGAGGCUGCAGUGUUAAGGAUAGACAUGGCUGCAGGAAGAACAGCACACAACUACAGCAUCCAGACCUUCAACUCAAAUGAGCGAGCUAGGGAACUGCUCUGCAAAGAGAUGGCCAAGGUGCCUGGGCGCAGGUUUACCUACAGUCAACGGUAUAACAGUGCAACAGUGGACCCAGGAGACAUUCCAUGGAAAACCAAUGCUAGAUCUUCUUCUACAUCUACAUUUUGGAAUAUUAGCACGAGCAAGUCCAAAGUGCACCCUAACCACCCAGAUGAAGCUCGUGUGGAAGAGCUGAGAAAGCCGUGGAGGGAGAACAUCCUACAUGCCAACACACUGAAACCCACACUUUCACGCGACACAUGGCCCUGGACUCAACACUCGGAGGACUUUGAGCUCUACAGGAAACCUCCCCGGUUCUUCAGCACCUCUCCCGUGACCAUCUACCUGGCUGGAGAUCGUCUACAGCAGGAGCAGCUCCAAGCAGCCAGAGCUCAGUACAGCCGCUGGAAGAAGCAGCUGCUUCCUGACGGCAGCAACGUUAACUCAGCAGACAACAGCCCCGUCCAACAAUUCAAGUGUCACAUGAAAGGAAACCUGGAGAGAACUCAGGAUAUACUGAAAGAUCUGCCAAAGAAAUAUUCACUGAGGAAACCAGGCAUGAUACUUAAGCCUUUUCCUCAACUGUCCGUGAUGAACGCUGCUGACAACAAAGCAGAGGAACGGGAGAGAGUGCCUCUGGCUCCAGGCCCAUGCGUGGCCUGCAGCCUGGGAAGAAACGCCUUUCCCAGACACAACUCUCAGUACAGCAAGUAUCACUACAAUGGAUUCUGUGAGCAGCAUUCAUUUUUGUACAAGCGGACUGCCCUGCCUCUGACAGACAGGGAGAGGAGCAUCUUCAGGUUUCAAAAGUAGCAUUAAACAACAGUAAAGGUCAGCCAUUCAGGAAAACCUGGUGUCCAAACAGGCUCAUUAAAACUGCUAUCCUGCAAAAUUAUUCAUUAUAGCAUUAAAGUGAAAGAGCACUUAG
Messenger RNA from Haplochromis burtoni (Burton's mouthbrooder), 3769 nucleotides. RefSeq names its product cilia and flagella associated protein 92 (putative) (gene cfap92). Lineage: Eukaryota; Metazoa; Chordata; Actinopteri; Cichliformes; Cichlidae. The coding region runs from base 406 to 3654 and encodes 1082 amino acids. The record is from RefSeq and is a predicted model, not a curated record. The transcript has 18 exons.